UUAUCUUUUCCUUUCCAAAAGAAAACUACACUCAGGUCAUAGCAAAUUAGCAACCACAACUAUAUUCUAUUGUAUACUCACUCUCUCUCUCUCUUCACUUUCUCUCUCUUCACAAGUCUCACACACAUACACAUCCAUGGAUGACAACAGAAACCCAGAAGAAAAACAGGUUGUUGCAAUCAAUACACAAUCACCCAAUAAAGAAGACCUUCAAAAGAAGCAGCAAAAUCAACAGUUAGCACCCAAAAGAAGCUCAAACAAAGACAGACAUACAAAAGUAGAUGGAAGAAGCAGAAGAAUUAGAAUGCCUGCACUUUGUGCAGCAAGGGUUUUUCAAUUAACAAGAGAAUUAGGUCAUAAAACCGAUGGCGAAACAAUUCAAUGGCUUCUUCAACAAGCCGAACCUGCAAUUAUUGCUGCUACUGGUACUGGUACUAUUCCUGCUUCUUUUCUUACUGCUUCUGCUUCUGGUGCUACCCAACAGGGUUCAUCUGUUUCUUUAGGUUUACAUUCUAAAAUUAACGAAUUACGAGCCGGGAUUGAGGUGGGAAAUCGGCCUAAUUGGGCUAAUUUUGGGGAUAAUUUAGGAAGAUCUCAAGUGGGUGCUUCAAUUUGGCCUUCAAUUGGAAGUGGCUAUGCUCAAGUUUUUGAUAAUUGUUCUGGUACUAACUCCAAUUUAGUGAGUCAAUCAUCGAGUUAUGUCACUAAUUUUCAACUUCAAGGAGUUGGAUUACCUACUGGUAACAUGGGUCUUCUGAGUUUUACUCCGAUUUUGACUCGGGGAACUCAGAUUCCUGGUCUUCAACUCGGUCUUUCUCAAGAUGGUGUUAUUGGACAACUUUAUCAACAACAACAGCAACAACAAGGCCAUGAACACACUGAUUCUGGUGCUGCUGCUGCUGUUAGUGCUGAAACUGUUCAUCAACAGCAGCAGCACUUACAAUCUCAUUCUAAUGACAAUUCAAGAGAGCAAUGAAUAUUGCUUUUAUUUCUUCUGUGGAUUACUGUUUUUGUUGGGAUUUUUUUUAUUUUGUAAUAUUAUUUCUUUUUUGUUUAUAGUUUUAUAUGUAAGUAUGUUGAGAAUUGUGGAAAUAGGGGAUUGUUUCAGGAAUGUUUUUAUAUCUGAUUAAGCUAAGAACUUCAUUUUCUGAAAAAAAAUAGGAAAAAAAGAUGGUUGGUUUUAAUUCAUGUACUGAUUUUUGAUUGUACAGAUCAUCUGACUAAACUUUAAAACUAUAGCUACUGAUUUUUCUGAUCUCAUAGUUCUUAAUUUAGAAUGUUUAGUGAUCCAAGUUCAUGCUUUUAGAACUAUGUUUUUAACCCAUGUUUGAUAUCUUAUGGUGAAGAGCAGGGGAUUCUAGGUUUGAGUCUUGCGUAGGCCAUUAAAACACUUUUAGUAUUGGAUUGUUCAACUUAUUAUAAUAAGAAGAAUGAUAGCCGAGUUGAUCAAGCCACGCAUGAGGGUUUGGCUCGUCUUAUCAUAGUGCAAAAAUUGCAGUCCCAAUCGCUGUAACAGGAUGGUGAUGAGGUAAUGAGAGUGAUGUGACUUGUCAUAAUGCCAAAUAUCGGAUGAAAGUGUGAGAUAUCUCUGAAUAUGACCCAAAUUGCCGGUUUUUUUUGUACGUGUACAAUGCGUUUGAUGUUUUCUAUGCAUUUUAUACUAGUAUCCUGGACUCGAGCGCAAACAAAAUUGCACUGACUUGAUAUUUUCUUUGAUUGCUUGAAGCCUAUGUUAUUUAGCCUCGGGUACGGAAGUUGAAUACUGGUACAUUUUCAAGUGUCGGAUACGUCUAAAUAUUCAAUUUUAUGCCUAAAAUGAAGUGUCUAAGUGCCAUACCAACGUUCAAGGAUCAAGGAUUGGACACGGAUACGUGAAGUAGAAUAAAGAGUCCGAGUAAUAUAGCUUGAAGCUGUGAAGAUUUGAAUUGGUCAACAUUUAAAAGUAUUAGAGCAAUGUUCCAUAUCAUAGAAAACAUUCCUCAAGGGUAAUUAUUGACAAUGAUACUUCUCUUAGUGUGCCACUAUAAUACAGUUUUUCAUGUAAUGGACAAGGGCAGAAAUAGACUCGAUGACUUUGACACAACUUCAAAAUGGGUUUAAAAUCAUGGAAAUCCCAAUGUGGAUUCAAGACCCGAUUUGAACCGACCCGAACAACUUGAUUGGAAUGGCGCCACAUGAGGAUUACACCAUGAGUCUGGUAGCACACCAUGGAUGUGGACUAGUAAGCAUCUUACCUUCGACAAAGCUAUGCGCUAAUUGCUAAGGAAAGUGAGGAAAUUCAAAACGUGGAAGGCGGGAUUGGUUUACAGGUCCGUUGAUGGUUAUGGAGUAUGUAUUGUUAUGGAGCGGUAACAGAUUGAGAAGAUUGGUAUUUAUACAUGAUCAUUGGUGUACUAGAAGUAUUAGAAUUUGGUUAAUUACAUGUUAACAAGGGGAUAGAUAUGGAUCUCGGAUCAUUCAAAAUGCUAUAUUUUAAACAUAAAAUUACCGCCUUACCAUCA
Molecule: messenger RNA, 2501 nt
Organism: Amaranthus tricolor (Joseph's coat)
Lineage: Eukaryota; Viridiplantae; Streptophyta; Magnoliopsida; Caryophyllales; Amaranthaceae
Product: transcription factor TCP20-like
Exons: 3
Coding region: 137-976 (279 amino acids)
Cellular component (GO): nucleus
Molecular function (GO): DNA-binding transcription factor activity; sequence-specific DNA binding
Source: RefSeq, a predicted model, not a curated record